AUGCGUGGUCACUACAAUCCAAUUCGAUCUCUCAUAACACAUCCAUGUCGUUCUCUCCCACCUAUCCAGCCGAGAUCUCGCGUCAUUCAACCCCGCCAUCUAGAUUCCUCCCCCACAAUUACACCUCAAACGAGAAUUUAUGAAUGGUGGGCUAAGAAAAUAAAGGGGGAGAAGUUUGCUUUCGGAAAGAGAAUUCCUAUUGCAUUGGCUGUAGGAGGGCUUAUUGGGGUUGUAGCAGAUGAAAAGAUUAGGGACAAAUUGUUGAGAAGAGGAAAGGGGGGUGAAGGAGGAGAUGGAGAUGGAGGUGAUGUAAAUGGUAUGCUGGCACCCAUCAUUGGACCUCGAAAUAAGAGAUGGUGGGAUGAUAUUGUUUUUCAACUCGAUGAUGCUGUCGGAUUUAUCUAA
Molecule: messenger RNA, 405 nt
Organism: Botrytis byssoidea
Lineage: Eukaryota; Fungi; Ascomycota; Leotiomycetes; Helotiales; Sclerotiniaceae
Exons: 1
Coding region: 1-405 (134 amino acids)
Source: RefSeq, a predicted model, not a curated record